Molecule: messenger RNA, 4642 nt
Organism: Chara braunii
Lineage: Eukaryota; Viridiplantae; Streptophyta; Charophyceae; Charales; Characeae
Source: the annotation of a GenBank genome assembly
GUGAUGCCCUGUGACUUGCCGAAGGUGAGGGCAUGAGGCCUUGAAGAGAGAUCUGGGGAUGCUAUGCGGGGGCAUCCUAAGGGACAGUUGGGGGUUGCUGACACGGACGACACUGGUCGGAGCUGGAGUGAGUCGCGUUGCUCUGCGAGACGCAGGCUGGUCGGAGGUGGCGGGGUGCAGGCUUCUCGCAGGUUGCGAGGCGCUGGCUUCUCGCGAGUGGCGAGGCGCUGGCUAUGUGAGUGCAGCGAGGCGCUGGCUGCUAACGAGGGGCGAGGCGCUGGCAACAAGCAAUCUAAUGACCGGCGGAGGUGGUGGUGGAUGGACUUGUGGAAGGGGAGGCAUGAAACGGCGGAUUUCUCUGUCUCUAGUGGGGAGCAGGACAUAGUAGACCGUGCGAUGGAUACGAAGGAAGCGCGGGUGUCGACGUUGGUGAGGGAGGGAGGCGAGGUAGUCGAGGUAGAGAGUGCAGAGGGUGUGGCGGAUGGCAGCGCAAAAAUCGUCAUAGUCUUCGCACGUGGGGAUUGUGCCCGCGAUCAUGCAAUAGAGCUCUAUAUUAUUAAAUUCCUACCAAUUUACACUAGAGAGAAGGACGUGGAGGGGGAAAGAGGUGACGAGCGAGCGAGUUGUAGCAUGUGGGAAAAUAGUGACCACGAGGCGGGUGGAGUAGAGAUGGUGGAAGAGGGAAGGCGGGAAGGGGUGCCAUCUGUCAAGGAAUGGGGGUUGGCCUAUGAGCUGCUGAAGGGGUGUCGAAGGACCUCCUCCUCCUCCUCCACCGCCGUCUCCUCCUCGCCGUCCUCCUGGUUGUUCUCCGCCCACUCCGCGGCAGCAACAGUGUUCGUUGGCAGAAGGACUGCAAAGCUGAUGUUCCUCCUCAUGACCUUCGUCGUAGUCCUUCGAAGCACAAAUGUCCUCCUCGAUCGGGACCUCUACCGAACGUCAUCCCUCUCAACGAGGACGAAGACAGCAGGAUGCGCAGGCUCGCUCGCAAGAAAAGAGCAAUCUCUCACAGGCUUCGUCGUGUCGAAGUCAAAGAAGGAGAAGGACUCAUCAGCCAUAGCUCACUUCAAGUCGAACAGGAGAACGGCACCUACUCACGGACAUGCUUCUUCACAGCCAGAGGAACAAGAAGCUCACGGAGACGUGGUCAGCUCGGUUUACGACAAGGAGAACGAGAAGGAGAAGGAGAAGGAGAAGGAGAAGGAGGAGGAAGAGGAGGUGGGAGACGAGGAGCAGGAGGAGGUGUCGGCCAUAGCUAGCCUGUGUUCGAGGACGAAGGUUUGGGGAUCUCUAGGCUCUGCUCCUGCACUGCCGAAGAAGAUAGAACGAGCUCCUCUGAACAUCGUUGAUGUAAGAGAGGAGGAGGAGGAGGAGGAGAAGGAGGAGCAAAGGGAGAAGAUUGACACCACAGCACGUUCCAACUCGAAUAGACGACGGUUAGCUUCGCUGGAAGGGAAGUUUGUCUUAGAUCGAAAUCUCUUCACUGCGCCACCAUGGAAUAUCCUAGGGGAUCUUCCCUGCCAUAGGUGCAAGAUCGAGGCUCUCCUCGUCUCUCGCGAUGAGAGAACCAUCUACUUCUCCCAGGUCGAUCGAGCGAACAACGAUACUUGUGUCCUACGACAGGCGGUGUUAGCAGCAGCAGCGCCAUCUGCUUCCCCGGGUUCUUUGCCGGUGUACAAUGUGUCGAGAGACCUUGCAAGAACGACUGAUGACGGUAAGAUCACGGGCCUUGACUUUUUCGAGCCGGUGGGCAACGAUUCCACCACCUCUCCCACAUCUUUACUAGCAGGUGUGAACAACCGCGAUAGCAUGUGGAAGAUUGACAUCGCCACGGGAGAGCAGACGGAUUUCAUAACCGCUGUAACCCCCGCUUUCUAUGGGUUAGUGAGGCAUCCAACGGAGGCCAUAGUCUUUGUAGGCGCGUCAUUGCAGCAGACAAAUAAACGCAUCACCAAGGUAGAGUUGAAGAAAGGACUAGCUGUGGAGUCCGUACUCUCUGCAGACGCUCCAGCUGGCAACCCUGCCUCGGCUGGCAGCAAUAAACCCACACCAUAUUCAGGCCCAUUGAUUAACCACGGUUCCUUGUCCUCCAAUGGUUCAUUCCUAUACAUAGCCGAUGAUAGUAAUAGUAGAAUAGUACGGCUCAACACACUAACGAAUCUAACAGAGACUAUCGCCUUCACAGGCUGGGGCACCAGGUUCGAUCCUCCCUUCGCCCCAGCAAGCACAGUUUUGUCGUUCGAUGGAUGCAAUCUCUUCAUGACUGGCCUUCGGGUAGCAGACUUAAACGAGACGUCAAUCCAAUGGCUGACCUUUGUGGAACCCAAUGGUCAAGUACUGGAAAGGAAAGUAGUGGCCACAUUCAGACCUCCCCCAGCACCCAACGCAGCAGAUGCAAGCGACCCCAACGCUCUUCCCGAUCGCGAAUUGAACGGAUUGACUCGCCUCGCGCUCAGCACAGAUGAGGGACACCUGUACGUGGGCACAGAGAACGGCGAGAUCUUCCUGCUUGAACUCAAUCGGUCUGCGCUCCAUAGGUGUGGUGGUGGAGAGCAAUCCCGCAUCGUCAAUGCUUCUGGCUCCCUUUCCUCUCCUCCUCCUCCUCCUCCUCCUCCUCCUCCCUCUACCACUUUCCCCCCCGCUCCUAUCCCCUCUGGUUCUAUCUCUAACACUUCCGCUUCUGCUCCUCCCACUGGCCCUUCCUCUUCUUCUCCCUCUCCUCCCCCCUCUCUGUCUUCCUCUCCCUCUCCUCCCUCCUCUCUCUCUUCCUCUCCCCCUCCUCUCUCCUCUCUCUCUUCCUCUCCCUCUACCCAAUUUGCUCCCGACUCCCCGCCUGUCCAAUCAGGCCUCCCCGUUGUCCUGGCUGCCGUUCUAGUCGGCGUGCUGAUCAUUGUCAUUAUCGUCGUCGCGACGCUCGUCAGCUGGCGGCGAAAAGCCCUCUGCUUCAGAUCCCCCCCGCCCCCGCGCUCCUCACCCUUGCCGCCGCCGAAGCCUUUGCCACCAAUCAGCGCAGCGCUGCCGGUGUCCCGAUCCCCAUUGCCGGCGGGGUCUCCGCUUUUCAAACCUCCGCUCGAGCAAUUGCCUCCGCCAGGCGAUCUGCAGAUCACAAGCGGCUCCGCGAUCUCGUCGCUCACACCCGUCUCAGACGUGGAAUCGGGAUCCCUAUCGGGGUAUGCGGUCGGGGCCGUCGGGCUAAGCCUUUCGUUCGUGACACGUAAGUUAGACAAUCUUGAUGCCCCUCGCCCGAUCCCGUUCGCAGACCUGAGUAAAGCGACCGACGGAUUCAGCUCACAGUACCGCGUAGCGGGAGCCAGUGGGGGAUUCGGCGACCUUUAUCGUGCCCGCCUUAAAAUAGGGGAUGAGGAGGAAGUUGACGUGGCACUCAAGAUGAUGAGGGGAAAGUUCAGCGAGAUGAAGCGCAAGCAGUUCAUUGCCGAGGUCACGACACUAAGCAGCGCUCGCCACGCCCAUCUUUGCAAACUCCUAGGGUUUUGCCUCGAAGGCAGCAUCGCGAUCCUGGUCUACCCCUUCAUCCCGGGGGGAAGUCUCCACGAUCGUCUGCACCACGACAAGAAUAGUCGGACAAAUGCAUCCCCAAGUUGCUCCGACAGCGAUUCCGAAAGCCAAACGCCACAUCCUCCUCCUCCUCCUCCUCCUCCUUCAACUUCUACCUCUACAUCGAUUUCUACACCUACUACUGCUACUACUGAUACUACUACCUCCUCCUCUCCUUCUCCCCCUGAUCCUCUUGAUUGGAGAUCGAGGGUACUUGUGGCACAUCAGAUUGCCAUUGCGUUGCGAUACCUGCAUGAAGAGUUGGACCCGCCGCUUCUGCACCGGGACGUAAAGAGCAACAAUGUGCUUGUUGAAGGGACGGGAGACCAUGUCCGCGCGUACCUGACCGAUUUCGGCCUAGCCCGGCUAGGAAACCCGCGAUUGAAAGGACAGAAGAGAGGACGGGAUACCGUCCAGACCACGUAUAGAGCCGGGACCAUCGGGUACAUGGCGCCCGAGUACGCCAUUGAAUUGAAAUUGACAGCGAAGAAUGACGUGUAUGCCUUCGGUGUAAUCUUGCUAGAGUUAGUGACCGGAAAGAAGGCGAUCUUCUACGCCAAGGUGGAGGAAGGAGAGUGGGAUAGUGAAGGUCCAACCUUGAGUGAAGAAACCGUUUUGCUAGCACGUUGGUGCAGACGAAGGCUUCAGCGACUCAGACACUGCCAUUACGAGGCCAUUGCAGAUAUGGUGGACGGUCACCUCCUCAGCUGCUUUAAAAUCCAAGGUGUCACGGAAUGGGAUAUGGCGACAUUGUGUGGGCUGUUGAAGCUUGGGUGUGAAUGCACAGAGGAGAAUGCGAGCAGAAGACCGGCGAUUGGAUACGUACUGGAGACAAUUAAAGCACUUGUCGAAGAGAGUUCAUAAAGCAUGUUCACUCUGGGCUGGGAUGGAUUCUGAUAUACGUAUACGACCAUGAUUUAGCCCGCGGAUUCAGAUGGGAAAAUACAAGUGUGUACCCUCCUUAAAUUACAACCAAACAGGCCUUCCACUCCAAAAAGUACCGACGUUCUAAAGGCUGCUUUUUCAAGGGUUGGCGGACAAAUUCACCGAUUCCGCAGACCCACAUACGUUACGCACGGCCGGGAAAAGA